Portunus trituberculatus (swimming crab) is the source of this 2936-nucleotide messenger RNA. RefSeq lists its product as uncharacterized. The record is from RefSeq and is a predicted model, not a curated record. Gene Ontology annotation, biological process: sulfur compound metabolic process; N-acetylglucosamine metabolic process. NCBI's taxonomy places the organism in Eukaryota, Metazoa, Arthropoda, Malacostraca, Decapoda, Portunidae. The transcript is spliced from 12 exons. The coding region runs from base 1 to 1515 and encodes 504 amino acids. Gene Ontology annotation, molecular function: N-acetylglucosamine 6-O-sulfotransferase activity.
AUGGAAGCAAACAUACAUGUAAUGGCGUCGCAAGUGGCGGACGUUGUGCACAGUGCGGGUGAACGCAGCGUGGGUGUGACGGUGGAUGACGUACACUGUCCCAUCGACGAUGAGUUCAGGCGUCACUUGGAGAGUGUACAUGACCUCCACGAGGCGGAGACUCACGAUGUGGAUACAAACACUUCAAUACCAGUGUUUGAUCCUCCCGGAGCACAAAGGAAACUGGGUAAUGUUGAACAUAUCGCCAUCCUGCGGCUUCUCACAACCAUGGUGGCCAGACUCCACACCCACCUCUCUCACCCACACACCACUCCGCUCUCCACGCCGCUCUGCACUGGAGCCUCCGCCUCCCUGCCUCCUUGUGGGGCAAGGAGAGAAACAGCCAAAGAAGCUAAAGAGGAAGUACACAGGGAAAAUGAGAAAGGAAAAGUCAUAGAGGAGAGCUGUUUUCUUGUAACAGACCUGCUACAGGACCCCAACGCCCCAGUGGUCUUGGUGGCCGAUGACACCGAUGAUGGUGUGCGGCAACAGAAGCAGCAACGGCAGGGUUUCUUUGGGCAAGGCCAUGUGGGCCGCAAUGAUUCUUUUUGGACUACGCACCAAGGACUGCAGGAGACGGGCAGCUCCUUGGCCAGGUUAUUUCUGGUAUACGCCCUUCCUCAUGGCGGCGGCGGCCUAGUCUCUGAGGCCAUCUUCAAUGUGCAUCCAAAAGAGGUUUUCUUCUUGUACCAACCACUGCACAAUUUGCCGCCCAUCAUUUCUCAAACCAACAAGAGGCCAGUGGAGUGGCUACAACUUCUGCUGAAUUGUUCCCUGGAUGUAGCAGGGCACCUGUUGCACCUGCCUCACCUGUGGAAGUCAAGAUCAUUCCGCUUCAUACAUGCAACCCACUGCCACCCUCACCAGCUGGAUAUGGCCAAGUGUGUGGAAAUAGCCUGCCAGAGAAGCAAGUUCCGAGCAGUCUUCACCAGCCAGCUCACCAUGGUUGAGAUCACAGAACUGCUCACAGUGUAUCACCACCUGCUCAAGGUGGUGGUGGUGGUGAGGGACCCCCGGGCACUGCUGGCUACACGCUUCCGUUCCCGUCCCCGCCCCUCAGCGCAGCACUUGCAACUGCAGGCUGAGAGGAUAUGCAUCACCAUGGCAGCCAAGAUCAGCUCUGCUCACUCUUUGCAGUACCGUUUCCCAGGCACAGUGUUGGUCCUUCACCAUGAGCACCUGGUGUCUCAUCCUGUCAGUGUAAUGGAAGCUGUGAACCAGUUCCUGGGGCUUCGGGUGAGCCACCACCACCUUGCUGCCACACUUGCCUUCCUUGGUCUUGACGCUCCAGAGCAGGAGCGGCUGCAGCUGGUCAAUGCUUUUGCUGUUUCAGAUGUGGCAACUAGACUUCACACUUCAAGAAGUGCGACACAUGGACAAAAGCUGCGACAGAUAUUACCAAGGCCUUCAGUAUUUGCCUGUCCCAUUCACCAUCACUAUCAGAACCAACUUUUUUGUUCCCUGGUGGGAGGCUAAACUCUAAACCUUUACUUUGCACACAGAUGAUUUCAUGUUCUCAACAUUUUAUGUAUUAUUAAAUUUGUGAUGCAAAUUCUUAUGUGCAUCAGCAGGUAAUGUCAGUGAAUAUUCUUUGGAAUGUUACAGGUGUAAGCUCUGUCACCUUGCAUUCCAGAUGCAAAUUUAACACAAUGUAGAGUUUGUGGUGUUCACUAAUGAGACUUUAGAUAGUAGCAUGUUGCACAACCUGGUCCUGAGACACAGACGCGAACUGACUGUUGCUGUGAGAUGCUGGUACGGUGUGAGGGGCUGCCAGAAGCACCUUACAAAGUUUAACACAGGCAUGACCUGUGCCUAAUAAAGGGCAGCCACAGGGCACAUUUGGAGACUUGCAAUAGAAAAAUCAGUUGUACGUAUGUGCUGCGUAAAACAUGACAUUAAUAUAAAAUCUUGACAUCAUAGCAUAUUAUUUAGCCACUGAGAAGCUGAGCAGGGGACCCCAACAAAGGAACAUGAAUGGAUACUAAGCCUUAGCUGAUCACAGGCAAAACGUGUGCUGUAAGCACUGGCCAAUCAUAAGGAACACACAAGCUGUGAUGUCAAAAUGGAAUGAAUUACAGACUUAAAAAAUGUAACAUUAAAAAAUGCUUCAAGCAAAAGAAAAGGCAUCUUGCCUGGCAAAGUAUGUUGAAUGUAGGGGAAAACAUUGCACUGACAAACAACAUUAGGAUAUAAAAGGCAUGCAUGCAGAGAGAGAGAGAGAGAGAGAGAGAGAGAGAGAGAGAGAGAUUCAAAAUAUUUAUCUAAAAGUUAAAUUUGCUGCAACAUCCAGAGACUUACUGUAAGAUGUGAGAGAGACAACUAUCAAGUCAAUAACAUUUAUUUUGCUUGCCACCCUCAGGAGAAUGGUUAGUACUGUAUAACUAUUUCUCCUAUGAUACACAUUCAAAGAGAACCACAGGAGCAGAAUUGUUUUAGAAGAGAAGUGGACAACUCUAUGAAAGAAUGCAGAAUACAUUUUCAUUCUGUUGAUUAAUAUCUCUUAUCUCUAUUUUGAAAACAGAGAUGCAGCCUUGGAGGAGUACCACCAUAUUAGUGUAAUGAAUGUUUCCCUGUACUUAAUGAUGACUGCAAAUUACUGUAGGAGCAUUAUGUUCAACACAUGCAUUCCACAAAAUUCUGAUAGUAGUGUAAUUUUCUACCAAUAAAUUCAUUAUGAGCAUAUAGUAAUGGUAACUUGAGAGCACACUACUCCUUUUCUUCUUUAAUUAGUCAAGCUUGAAGUGCUUUGAGGUGUCUGAGUAAUUGGUAAAAAUCAUCACAGCAUACCUCCUAAUAAAGUGAUUCUGUCCAUUCAUCUGUCUUGUUCUCCAAAGCAAAACUUUGGAGAUAAAAAAUAUGAUAGAAUAUUGAAAUUAUUAAAUAUUUGUAUAUAAAAA